Molecule: messenger RNA, 1434 nt
Organism: Adineta ricciae
Lineage: Eukaryota; Metazoa; Rotifera; Eurotatoria; Adinetida; Adinetidae
Source: the annotation of a GenBank genome assembly
AUGGAAUUCCUUUCUUCUAGUUUAACACAGGAACAAGUUCAUCAUCAGUUUAUGAUGAAUUCUAACCAAACGAAGCUUAAUGACACAUUAACAACACUUUCAACUGAGGUCGUUGGUUCGCGAACUGGAGAACUUAUCAUUGGGGUUAUUGUUUAUUCGAUCAUCAUCAUCUUGAGCAUUAUCGGAAAUGUCAUUGUUGUCAUUGCCAUUCUUCGAGUUCAACGAUUGCGUAAUCCACCUAACUUCAUACUUAUGUCGCUCGCGAUAGCUGAUUUAUUAGUGACCACGACAGUCAUGUUGCCAGGCUUUCUCUAUGAAAUUAAGAAAAAGUGGAUCUUUGGCCGAGUGAUUUGUAAGAUUUGGCUGGCGAAUGACAUUACCUUUUGUACAGCUUCAAUUCUACAUCUUGUUGCUGUUAGUUUCGACCGUUAUGUCGCCGUUGAAAACCCGCUUAAGUACAAACAAAAAAUGACUAAACGAACGAUAUUUAUCAUUAUCGGCUUUAUAUGGUUGAUAAGCGUAUUACUUUCUUACGCGCCCGUUCUAUUAGGUCUUUAUAGCAAAUCUCGAACCGACGGAGGUUUAUCGAAUCCUGAUGAAUGCGAUAUGAGACCAAAUUUAAUCUAUUCGAUCAUUUCGGCGUCGACGUCGUUCUAUGUCCCAUUAAUUAUUAUUCUCUGCCUUUAUGGACGGAUAUUCAUCACUGCACGGCAACAUUCAAUGGAACUGCAAAAACUUGAGAAUAUCAUCAAGCGUUUGCAUAGUGAUCAGAAAUUUGUGAUCGAAAGAGCGAAAUGGAAAAAAAACAUGAAGGCAAUACGAACGUUAGGUAUUGUCGUCGGCGUUUUUGUUGCGUGCUGGUUACCCUUCUUUAUUAUGUACCUUCUAUUAGCAUAUUGUGAUUAUAAAUGUGUUCCAGCACUUGUCGAACGCUAUAUAACUUGGAUCGGUUAUGUAAACUCAUUUUGUAACCCAAUGAUUUAUGCAUUUUCAAAUCGAGAAUUUCGUCAUGCUUUCGUUGAAAUUCUCAAUUAUCACAAUUGCGGUUGUUUUCCGUGCUUAAGUAGUAUUCAUACAUCUAUAAGUAAAUCGACUCAUUCAAUGAAUAUGAGAAGCAGUACACCACCGAAUCAUUCUCGACAAACAAGUGUAACACCACAUUCGAAUUCUUUUCAACGUAAUGGUCAUCUAUCGUGUACUUCGUCCUCCUUGUGUACGUCGAUUCCAAAGAAAACUGCCGUUGUUCCCAUAAACGAUCCGAUCGAUGGAAUAGAGAUACAAGAGAUUACACAUCAACGUCAAACAAUCGAAGCCUUUCAUGAACUGGAACAUUUGGUACCGAAUCGUUUGCUGGGUCGUGCAUCCAUCGUUCGAAUGAGUUCCCUUAUUCAAGAUCAAGAGGGCCUAUUCAGUGAAUCAUCAACACCUACGUAG